Molecule: messenger RNA, 2088 nt
Organism: Rotaria sp. Silwood2
Lineage: Eukaryota; Metazoa; Rotifera; Eurotatoria; Philodinida; Philodinidae
Source: the annotation of a GenBank genome assembly
AUGAAUCGAUCUACUGUUCAUCUUCUUGAUUUACCUAAUGAGAUUUUAUUUAAUAUUUUAAAGAAACUUGAUAAUGUUGAUGUUCUUUAUUCAUUGUUUGGUAUUAAUAAUGAUCGACUUGAUAGUAUAGCACGAGAAGAAACUUUUUCAAAUAUUCUCAAUUUCGUAUCAACUGUUCAUAACAUUAUAAUAAAUGAUUCAAUAGUUGAUCGAUUUUGUAAUAAAAUAUUACCUCAAAUUUGUUACAAUGUCAAAUGUCUUAUUGUUGAACCAAUGUUCAUGGAACGUAUUCUUCUUGCUACUCAUUAUUCAAAUUUAACUGAAUUGAAACUUUUUAAUUUUCAACGCGUUAGUUCAUUACAGUAUUUUACAGAUGAUUCACCUUUUCGACAUAUCUUCAAACAACAGAUUACAAAACUUGAUCUUAUCAAUGAAGAUUGGGAGUGUGCUAUAGAAUCAUUGAUAGAUUAUACGAAAAAAGUAUAUGCACAUAUUUUGACCUGCUUCGAAAAUCUCGAGCAUUUAAAUGUUAUUCAGACAUCGAUUCGUGCAUAUCCAGGCUUAGCCGUUCGAUAUUUACCAUCAAGUGUUUUUUCUUCUUCAACUCUUACUUAUUUAUGUAUUAAUGUGGGAACUUUAACUGAUUGUCUUUGUUUACUUGAUGGUCGUCUCAAACAACUGACUACAUUUAUUGUUCGAGUUUAUUGUAUGGAUAUAGAUUCAUCAAUUAAUCACACCAUGGUAGAAUAUGAUAAUAAUAUUGUACGUCUUCUUCGUCGUAUGUUGUACUUGGAGAAAUUAACUUUAUAUUUGUGUAUCGCCUGUCAAGGUGCAUUCAUUGAUCCGAUUUAUCUUCUACAUGAAUUUACUAUGUAUAUGUCACGACUUUAUUCAUUCAAUUUUUAUCUUAGUACGGAGAAUAAUACCAAUGAUUUAAUUCAUUAUUUGUCCAAUAAUGAUGUUAAACGAAAUCAUACAAAUAUAGGACAUCAAGAAGUAUUGGAUAUGGUUUGUUUUUCUGUAAACACAGCUACAUAUCAUAUAUUUACACUUCCUUUCGAGUUUGCCAAGCUCAUGUCUGUUGGAAAUAUAUUUCCAAAUAUUAUAUUCAAUUACGUCAUCGAAUUAUGGGUACAUGAUGUGGUUCCAUUUGAAUAUGAAUUCUUCGUACGAAUAUCUAAAGCAUUUCCAUUGCUGAAACACUUUUAUGUUUCUAUUUUUGCGUCACUAUCAUUUAAUACUGAAGUAUCAUCUCCAAACAUUGAAUCAUGUGAAGUCGUUAAAUAUCCUCAUCUUACGUUACUUGACAUUAGAAGGACGAAUAUUAAUUACGUCGAACAAUUUUUAAAUGAAACCAUAACGCAUCUACCUUGUCUAUCUGAGUUACGUGUUGUAUAUGAAGAAUUAAGAAUUAUCACAAACGAUUUUACACGAAAAGCAACGCAACGCAAUUGUGUUAAUGUGAGACGAUUAAUUACUGGAAGGGAUAUUGUUGCAAGUAAUAGAGCUCUCUGUUUGCAUGCUGCAUCAGUAGAUAAUCUCAUUUUUAUAUGUUAUCCACUUAAUAUAUAUAUUGUUGUCGAUGGUUAUUGUUAUUUUGUAACAAGUAGUCAUGCUUUAUAUCCUUGUAAAUUACGUUAUUUUGUUCUACAAAUAGCACAUCUUGGUUCACUUUGCUAUACUUGUCUUGCUACACUUGAUCAAUAUCUUCUCUCAUCAAGAAAUGUUCGUAUUCAUCAAAUGAAUUUCGAUGCUUGUCAAACAAAACAAUGUAUCGUUAUUGUGUUUAUACUAAUAGCACUUCAUAGUAUUGCUAUGGCUGUCUAUUUUGGUGAUAUCAAUCAUCAUUGUGCAUUCGUCUCAGACGUCUAUGCACUUUAUUAUCUAUUUGCAGUGAUUAUCUUAUUGUAUAGUGUCAUACCUACUCUUUUCCUACUUAUAUUUGGCUCACUUACAUUGAUUCAAUUGCAAGCAGUUACUAGUCGAAGUGCUCGACAAGAUCAACAAUUAUCUCGUAUGCAUUUAAUUCAAAGCGUUAGUGUUGUUCAGGGAACUGCAAAGUGGUCCCGAUCCCGGGACCGGGACUAA